Messenger RNA from Lactuca virosa, 315 nucleotides. Lineage: Eukaryota; Viridiplantae; Streptophyta; Magnoliopsida; Asterales; Asteraceae. The record is from the annotation of a GenBank genome assembly.
AUGCGAUUGAGAGAAGAAGUGGAUUUGACUUCCUUUGAUGAGAGAGAGAAUAGAAAGACAAGUGUGUCCUGGAGCAGAAUUUACAUCGCCACUGAAUUCGUUACUCUGAGAUCAAUGAGAGAGCUCACUGAAGAUUGGUACUUUCUAACUGCUAAGACAACACUAGGAUGUUCAAGGCUAAACCUUAUCUUGGAAUUUUCAGUAAUAGACUCCUGUUUGUUAACAUUCAACAAUAUAAGCCAGUUGUCAAGAUUUUCCACUCCUUUUGGUGACCAAAAAGGACUCAGGAGUGCAAACAAACUGCCAAUUGCUUGA